Messenger RNA from Penicillium bovifimosum, 882 nucleotides. It is a transcript of the gene echA, whose product is annotated as enoyl-CoA hydratase echA. Gene Ontology annotation, cellular component: mitochondrion. The record is from RefSeq and is a predicted model, not a curated record. Bases 1 to 882 code for a protein of 293 amino acids. Lineage: Eukaryota; Fungi; Ascomycota; Eurotiomycetes; Eurotiales; Aspergillaceae. The transcript is spliced from 4 exons. Gene Ontology annotation, molecular function: enoyl-CoA hydratase activity. Gene Ontology annotation, biological process: fatty acid beta-oxidation.
AUGUUUGCUCGUCAAUGCACUCGUCUGGUUACUUCUCGGACAUCGGUCCCUUUGACCUCCUACCUCGCCCGAGUCCGGGGUUAUUCUUCGGCUGCCGGCAGCUAUGAGCACAUCCUCACUUCGACCCCCAAGCCCGGUGUGGGAUUGAUUACCCUGAAUCGUCCCAAGGCCCUCAAUGCGCUAUGCUCUCCGUUGUUCGUCGAGCUCAAUGAAGCCUUGAGCAAAUACGACAAUGACAAGAGCAUCGGCGCAAUCAUCAUUACCGGAAGCGAGAAAGCCUUUGCCGCUGGCGCCGAUAUCAAAGAAAUGGCUCCCCUCAGCUUCUCAGCUGCCUACAGCGACAACUUCAUCGCCCCCUGGUCCCACCUCGCCAACACCAUCCGCACUCCCGUCAUCGCCGCCGUCUCCGGCUACGCCCUCGGCGGCGGCUGCGAACUAGCCAUGAUGUGCGACAUCCUGUACUGCACCGAGACCGCCACCUUCGGCCAGCCGGAGAUCAAGCUGGGCACAAUCCCCGGUGCAGGCGGCUCUCAGCGUCUGACCCGCGCCGUUGGUAAGAGCAAGGCGAUGGAACUUAUUCUUACUGGCAAGAACUUCAGCGGAAAGGAGGCUGCCGAGUGGGGCGUUGCGGCUAAGGCUGUUGCGGGCGGUCAUGAGGAGUUGCUGGAGCAGGCCUUCAAGACUGCUGAGACGAUUGCUAGCUAUAGCCGGGUGGCUGUUGUUGCUGGUAAGGAGGUUGUGAAUAAGAGUCAGGAGUUGUCGCUUAAGGAGGGCGUUGAAUAUGAGAGACGGUUGUUCCAUGCGCUUUUCGGUAGCAAGGAUCAGAAGAUUGGUAUGACUGCAUUUGCGGAGAAGAAGAAGGCUGAGUGGUCGCAUGAGUAA